AUGUCUCUGUUCGGCGACGAGCCCGACUCGCCCGCCCGCCCCAAAUCCUCCCUGUUCGAUGACGAUGCGGCAGCGAAGACCAAUACCAGCUCCUCCAUGUUCGGCGACGACAGCACCGCCCCCGUGGAUGCUAGCUCGCCAUGGGGCUUCACCCCCAAGAAGAGCACGGGCAGGCGGAGCUUAGUCAAGUCGCUCUUGGCCAAUGCUGAUGUCCCCGAGCUCUACGUCGAUUCUUUCGAUCGCCUGCAAGCCGGUGGCAGUAUCUCUGCUGCUCAUACGAAACAGCUUCUGUCUGAUUGUGGAAUUAGUGGGAGCGCGCAGAAUCAGAUCUGGGACGUCGUAUCGAGUCGCGGCGAGAGCGCGACGUUGGGAAGAGAUGAAUUCAACGUCACGCUGGCCUUGAUCGGCCUCGCACAAGAGGGGGAAGAGUUGAGUUUGGAUGCAGUGGAUGAAAGACGUCGAAAGCUGCCCCUGCCCUCCCUACCAACACCAAAACCCACACAGCCCGCGCCUUCUUCACACUCCCCGGCUCAGUCCGGCGCCCAGGCCUCCCCGGAACGACACCGAGGCACGCCGAGAAAGCCCUCCUUCGGCGCUGCAUUUGGCGAAAACGAUCCGUGGGCGAGCCCGGAAAUGCACAAAGGCCAUGGACACCUCAACGGAGUGGGAUCUGCCGGCGGCCAGCGUACAACCAGCAGCUUCACCACCCACGCAGCCGAACCGUCGGAUUCCACUCCCACAGGUACGUACAACUCCGCCCCAUCGGGCAACAGCGAAAGUGCGGCAUGGGGCGGGCCCGGGUCGUUCGGCGCCGAAGGCGGGCUGGGAAGCUCGGCCGUGGGAGGAAGCGCGGGAGGAUUCGGCGAUGGCGACAAUGCCCCCACCGCACCCCAUCGUGCGGUACCUCCACGGGCGGCAAGUAAAGGGGCAGAGGAGGUGGUGACGGUGAACAUCUUGGACGAGAAGGAGGGCAUGUUCCUGUUUCAGCACCGGAAUUACGAAGUCGCCUCGGUUCGUCGGAACAGCAAGGUGAUCCGGCGGUACAGCGAUUUCGUCUGGCUCCUAGACUGCCUGCACAAGCGGUAUCCCUUCCGCCAGCUUCCACUACUCCCGCCGAAGCGUGUACAAAUCAACGGUAACCAUCUAGCCGCGGACUCGUCAUUCUUGGAGAAGCGCAGACGGGGUUUGGCAAGAUUUGCAAACGCAUUGGUGCGGCAUCCAAUCUUGAGGGAGGAGCAAUUGGUGGUGAUGUUCCUGACUGUGCCUACGGAGCUUGCUGUGUGGCGCAAACAAGCGACCAUCUCGGUGCAGGAAGAGUUUAUUGGCAAAACUCUGCCCCCGGCGCUGGAAGACUCGCUUCCCCAAAACCUGCAUGACACGUUUGACACAGUGCGUGCUGGGGUGCGGAGGUCGGCAGAGCUCUACAUUGGAUUAUGCAAUCUGGUCGAGCGGCUGAGCAAGCGAAAGGAAGUGAUUGCAUCCGAGUAUGCACGGUUCAGCCAAAGUCUCACCAGUGUGAGCGAGUCGAGCGCGGAUACGUAUGCGAUUGAUACGAAUGACGUACCUCUCCUGAACGAGGGCAUGAAGGGCACGGCCAAGCACCUGAGCACGUCGCAGGCGCUACACGAGGAUGAGGCGCGCGCGUGGGACGAGGGAUUGCUGGAGGAUCUGAAGGCGAUGAGGGACAGCCUGGUGAGCAUGCGAGACAUGUUCGAUCGGCGGGACCGGUUAGCAAGGGACAACAUCCCGCAGCUGGAACGCAAGAUCCAGGCAAACGAGCAGAAGUUGCAAGGCAUCAAGGCCAAAGGGCCGGCGGCGAAGGCUGGAGAAGCGGAAAAGGUGGAGAAUGCCAUUAUCAAUGACAAGCAAUCCAUCGUGGAGCAACAUGCGCGCGGGGUGUUCAUCAAGGAGUGCGUGCGGGACGAGUUGCUGUACUUCCAACACACGCAAUACCGCGUGUCGCGCCUGCACCAGGACUGGGCGCAGGAGCGGGUGAAGUAUGCGGAACUGCAGGCGGACAACUUCCGGGGGCUGGUGGAGGCGGUGGAGAGCAUGCCGCUGGGGGAGUGA
Molecule: messenger RNA, 2070 nt
Organism: Neohortaea acidophila
Lineage: Eukaryota; Fungi; Ascomycota; Dothideomycetes; Mycosphaerellales; Teratosphaeriaceae
Exons: 3
Coding region: 1-2070 (689 amino acids)
Biological process (GO): retrograde transport, endosome to Golgi; protein targeting to vacuole
Cellular component (GO): endosome
Molecular function (GO): phosphatidylinositol-3-phosphate binding
Source: RefSeq, a predicted model, not a curated record